Molecule: messenger RNA, 2082 nt
Organism: Corylus avellana
Lineage: Eukaryota; Viridiplantae; Streptophyta; Magnoliopsida; Fagales; Betulaceae
Product: Protein phosphatase 2C family protein
Biological process (GO): protein dephosphorylation
Cellular component (GO): chloroplast
Molecular function (GO): protein serine/threonine phosphatase activity
Source: RefSeq, a predicted model, not a curated record
UGUCACUUUCUCGUGGCUCUUCUAGGGUUUUAUUGCAUUUAGCCGCCAACGAAAUCUCUGGAUCCUGUCGUUUCUUGACCUCUCAGACGACCGCGAAAUCAGAGAGGGAAGGUUAGGGAGAGAGGGAUAGAGAGGCGCGUGUCUCCCACCUAACUCCCGAAGAUUCAGCUAAAUUCCCCCCUUGUUGUGAGAGCCCUACCUGGAAUAUAAGACCAGAGGUUUGGGUUCUAGGGCUUAUCUUUUCGAAUUUGAAUGUACAGAAACGGAUUCUGAAUCACUGUGAUAUAGUGAAGGGGGAGGAGGGAUUUUAUUGUUAAGUAAUUUAAACGUAGAUGUUCUGAGAGUUAUGAGAUUUCCUUUUGUAUAUAGUGAUGAAAAUAGUGUUCUUUGCAAUAGAGGGGUUGAAGUGAAAUUGUUUUGCUUAAGAGGGUAAAAUGCCAUCGACUUCCUUUUCGAAACUGAGAACUGCCAUCCAGAGGUCGCUUGGAGUGCAAGAAGGUAGGCUCCAGGACUCGGUUGAUGUGGUAAUUGGGCAAGGGAAAUCGUUGUUUGGCAGUUCUAGGUUGUUCCAUUCUUUAUCAUCGUCCGCUCCUACGGACCUGCACGUUUUGUUACGACCUGGAACUGUAUUUGCUGCAAGAUCGGAGUUGGUUAGCCGAAGGAGGAAUAUAUCUGUUGUUGGAGCACUUUCGCGUACUCUGUCUAUUCCAUCUGUAUCUGGGCCUUCCUUUCAGAUCUGUGCGUACCACAUUGAUUGCGUGCUUGCUGAACCUGGGAACUUUAUAGUCAGCCGCAAGUUUCAGAAUAAACCUAUGGCUGCUUCUGGUUCCAGAGCUGUAUUGAGUGAAUGUUCGUUAGAUAUUUUAACUUCAAGGCAUAAGCACCUUCCAAUACCGACGAGUAGUGCCAGUACCUAUUAUGCCAACAGAAGUUCCGAGAGUUGCAGCAAAGCUAGCAUGAGUUUGAAAAACCAUGAGCAACCCCGCGACAAUGCGAUUUAUGGAUAUUUCAUGUAUAAUGCUGCAAAGAGGUGGUGCAAUUCUCACCCAUUCAUAGGGUCAGGACCAAGAGAUUUUCAUAGCACAUCAUCCACAUGUUUAUCUGCUGGGACUGCUCCUGAUGUGACCUUUGAUAAUUCUGCUCGGGAGGAACAGCUUGCAAAUUCUACAGAUUCAUCUGAACAGAAUACCUUGGCAGGCAAAACCCUGAAACUACUUUCAGGUUCAUGCUAUCUGCCUCAUCCCGAUAAGGAAGAAACUGGUGGGGAGGAUGCACACUUUAUUUGUGUUGAUGAACAAGCCAUAGGGGUGGCAGACGGUGUUGGUGGCUGGGCAGACCUUGGUGUUGAUUCUGGAAUGUAUUCACGGGAACUCAUGUCUCAUUCAGUAACUGCUAUUAAAGAGGAGCCCAAGGGUUCAAUUGAUCCUGCUAGGGUCUUGGAGAAAGCUCACUCAAGCACAAAAGCCAAAGGUUCCUCAACGGCAUGCAUCAUAGCACUCACAGGCGAGGCCCAGGGCAUUCAUGCAGUUAACUUAGGGGACAGUGGCUUUAUGGUGGUCCGAGAAGGAUGCACCAUCUUUCGAUCCCCUGUGCAGCAGCAUGAUUUUAACUUCACGUAUCAACUGGAAAGUGGAAGUAACGGCGAUUUACCUAGCUCUGGUCAGGUUUUUACGGUUCCAGUUGCUCCGGGAGAUGCCAUAAUUGCUGGCACAGAUGGACUGUUUGACAACUUAUACAACAAUGAGAUUACUGCAGUCGUGGUUCAUGCCAUGAGAGCUGGCUUAGGGCCUCAGGUGACAGCUCAGAAGAUAGCAGCACUUGCACGUCAACGAGCACAGGAUAAAGACCGGCAAACACCUUUUUCCACUGCUGCUCAAGAUGCUGGGUUCCGCUAUUAUGGUGGCAAGCUUGAUGACAUCACUGUUGUUGUUUCAUAUAUCACGAGUUCUAGCGAUGUAUGAGUCUCUCUCUCUUGUGUAUAUACUAUUCUAUAUUUCUUUUUCAUUGUUCAUUGAGUCGGGCUUUUUUAGAAUCGAAAUAGCAUUUCUUGGUUUGAGUUGGUAUAUGCUUAAUUUUAUUCUC